AUGACUUCAAGCCAGGUGGACCUGUGGACGCGGGACACGACCGGCUGCCGCUGCCCGCACGACGCCUCGCGGCGCGACUGCGCCUGCUGCGUGCAGACGGGCGGCUGUCACUGCGGCGUGGCGGCGCCCAGCCGGUGCGCGCAGUGCGGCCUCGAGCAGUUCUGCGCCAACAUGUGCAACGCGACCAUCGACUCCCGCCAGGUGCGUGAGCGCUCGGGCAAGGCGUUCGGCCAGGUGAAGUCGCCGGCGCUGCAGGGCCCGGCCUUCUGCUGGUACGAGCUGCGGCCCGACGCCGACCAGCGCGUCGAGGUGCAGCUGUACCGCCUCGUCAGCGUGGGCCGCUUCAACGGCACCAGCUGCGAGGCGGGCUUCCUGCAGCUGGUGGACGGCUCGGAGGCGCGCGCCAGCCCGGGCGACACGCAGGUGUGCGGCAGCAACGAGCGAUACGACCCGCCCGUCGUGCUCUUCGCCGACGGCGGCCCCGCCACGCUGCUCUUCCACGUCGGCGAGCCGACGAUACGCUCGCAGUUCCUCGCGUACUUCAGCUUCACGUCGCGCAGCGGGGGCCAGGACACCGGCUUCAAGCCAAGGGGCGGUCGCAGGCUGGAGCACGCAGCGUGCGACUGGCUGUACCAGGACAUCUCGUGCCGAGAGCCGGGCUCGUGCGUGCUGGCCAGCCCGGGCUACCCCGGCCUGUACCCUCCCAACAGGCAGUGCAGGUACCUGGUGACCACCAGCUCCAUCCACACGCAGGUCAACAUCGCCUUCGGCUCCCUGCUGCUGCCUCACAAUCACUGCGCCACCGACUACGUGGCGAUCUACCAGGGCUCCACGACGUCCAGUCCGCUGCUGGCGACGCUGUGCGCCAACAAGAAGGCCUCUCUGUCGUACCCGGGGCCUAACCUCCUGCUCGAGUUCAGCUCCGGCCCAUCUGUCCCACCCUACAACUAUAACGGAUUCGUGGCAACUCUGGAGUUUGUGGAGAAGUUCACAACCACAGAGACAUCUGGGGUGCUGACUGUACAAACUACAGAACCUGGAGUCAUGAUGGACGGUACGAGCGCGCCCAGCCACACGACGGCCCGGCCGGGCUGCAGGGUCGUGCUCAUGGGGAACAGCUCGCGGUCCGGCCACUUCGACACGCGCGGCCUCCCGGCCACCAGCACGUGCAGCCUGUCCUUCCACGGCCGCCAGACGGACGUCGUGCACCUCUCGCUCUUCAACUACCAGCUCAGCUCACCAUCAUGCCAGACAGCCAUCGAAGUGUACGACGGGUCAGCGGAACACACCAGGAAGCCAGUGACGAGAAUCUGCAGCCCUGUAGUGAAACACGUGCGCGACAGGAUAGGCAGAUUCUUACAGCAACAGACAUUUGUGUCAUCCAGCAACGUGAUGAGCUUGGUUCUGAGGCGGAAUGCAGGACACCGCAACACAACUGGAGAAGAAUUUGUUGAUGGAGCUUACCUUUUCCAUGAUGAGCAAGUGGAUGGUACCUUGCAGCCAGCCACGCUGUGCGACGUCAACUACUACGGCCUGAGCGGCCCCAAGGAGGGGCGCAUCUCCAACCCUGGGGCACAGCACUUGUUCUGGAACAUUGAGGGGCCCUUGCGGUGCACCCAGAGGUUCAUCACGGCUGCCAACCAGAGCAUCACCAUUUCGGUGACUGAGCUGGCCAGGCUCAUCCCGGACCCGCACUGCCACACGCGGUGCGGAGACGGCGGCUGCCUCUGCGUCUCCAGCCAGCUGCCGCUGUCCCAGACCGACCACCUGCUGGUCCUGUCCGAGACGGGCCACACCAUCGCCUGCCUGUGCGGGGACUUCCAGCAAGAAUGGCUGCCGGUGAGUGUGCGCAGCUGGUCGCCGGUGCGAGUCGUCUACUCCGUCGCGCACUACACCUGGACCAUGAAGGGCUUCACCUUCCGGGCGGACUUCGCCUUCCACGCUGACUCCGUCUGCGGCCACCACACCCUCACCGACAGCUCCGGUGAAGUCCACUCCACGACUCUGCCUGCCACGACGACCAAACUGAACCACUUCUUCUACUUGGACUGCUCGUGGCUCCUGAAUUCCAAAACAGAGCGCCAAAUGACCAUAGAUAUGGAAACUACUCAGAACCGUCCCUGCACUGCAUGGAACAUCAGUAUUCAUAGAUACGACAGUGGGAUAGCCAACAACAUAGGUGGUCGAGUGGAUAAAUUCUGCUCACGAUAUGGAAGCAAGAAGUACUUUCUACCUUGGAAGAUGAACGUUGUGCUACUCAGAUUGCAAGCAAUGACGCGCAUGCUGCCGGAAUACACCAUCCAGUGGCACUCGCAGGUGGUGUACGCCAACACGAGGAUAUCAGGACCCACGUCGGCACCGGCCGUCAGCAGGUCUAGCGGGGACCGCUUCACGUGGAGGUGGGCGGUGCUCUCCGCCGUGUGGCUGCUCACAUAACUCGCGCUGAGAGUGGCUUCAACAGUCCGAGAGUGACGAAGCACAUCUCAAGUGGCUCGAAAUGAGCGACGGGUCAGCCGAGUUCAGUGUGUUUCCGGCAAGUGAAUUCCCACGCAAUGUGUUCACGAGUUCACGAACCACCAGGGCUAGUUUCGUUGUUGAGUUGGUGCUGUGUUGCAUUUUUAUAGAUGCAAAUCAAUUUCUUCUUACUCAGUGAAAAAAAAAAAAAAAAACCUUCCCGAAACAUUGCAGACUGUAUUGUCUAGUAAAUAAACUCCGGAAAAAAAAACACUAGAUUUUCCAUGUUUCGUUAACAUUUGACACAUAUAUUCAAAACAAGUUAAAAACUUCUAUGUACAAACAGCUAGUGAAAAUAGGUGACUAGACAAUUUUACAAUAGAAGUUCAUCUAAAAUGGUUAAUUUUUCUCAACAAAUAUUAUCAUGGAUUGCCGAGAAGAAUGAUAUAGAUGUCACUACAGAAACUGUUCAAAAAGGAAUCCUGAAAUUUAGAAUAUUUCUGUAUUACAAGUACAUAUGUAAUGUUUUAAAUGUUUUGGCCUUCGAUUGUCGGAACUUGCCAAAAUGUAAAGAAGAAAGUUUAUAGAGGACUGUUACUGCAGAUAAUGCAAUCAGCUGUGACGUCACGGAAAUCAGUCAACGACUGAUUAUGUGAUUAGUUGUUACGCUUCUCCUUUAGCAAAAAUUUUCUUUUGGGGAUUUUGUAAAAAAAAAAAAAAACUAUGAAAUUAUGAUUGUCUUAAAUUAUUGUACAUUUGUAAGAUGAUUUGUCACAUCUAACCAUUAUAAAGUAAUUUAUUAUUUUAUACAGAAAAGCUCUUUAAUCCGGGAUGUUCAGGAUCCACAGUUGUGCAGUAUUGGCGAUUUUACGUCAAUAUAGUUUUAAAGGGAAUACAAAAAAUUACUACACAGUACAUUGUAAUUAAAAACAAGUUGUUUUACAAAAAUUCUCUAAUAUAUCUUAUCGUUCUUGAACAAAUGUAUGGAUUCACCCGCAAAAAUGUGAACACAUGCAGCUUGAUUAGUGCCGGAUCACAGAAUGUGCCGAUCCCAAGAAUGCCGGAUUAUAGACCGCAGACUGUACCUGCACGACAUGUUUGAUAGGUCAUUAUGGGGAUGACUAACACAUACUGUGCUUGAACCUUUAUUUUGCUGGAAAGUGGACAGACAGUUCCAUAGUGACGCCAGUCAAUCCAAUCUUUAAUGGUCAGGAGCUAGGGUGGUGAAAGAUACCCAAUAUUAUUCAGGUGCAUAAAUCUACAAGGGUAAUAAUCAGCAAAACCCAGUACUCUCAAGCCUAUAUAAUUUUAUAAAAUACCGCUGGGAUUUCAACAACUGCGUGUGCUGACUUGAAAAACAGCACGAUCAAACGCAAGGGCAACCAAUAGUCACAGUCAAGCUCAGGUACAACUGAUCAUCAUAUGUACUAGCUUUCAUGAAAUUGUAUAAUGAUUCAUAAAUUAUCCACCAAGCCUGUGCAUGAAAUAUGCAACAUUUUGCCUUAAGGCUCGGUCUCACACACCAAACAAUAUUUUUAGUUUUUCGCCAAUUGCAGAAUUUUAUGAAGAAAAAGUAUAAAAAUGAGUUCACAGAAGUAAUUUUGUACAUAUUAUCCAGCUGAGAACUGGAAAAACUGGAAAAUUAGCUUCUCGUCAGUGGAUACAGUGCACUUAGUCAGGCAACAAUUUUAAGGGGGAUUAAGCACCUCCAUCUUGCAAUUUCAAAUAUUUUAAUACCACUUGUAAUAAAGCUUCCGUGCUAAAUUUUUUGGUCUGACAUGGCAUAGGUCUUAGCUUUGACUACUUGUUGAAGUCAACACUUGUGAACUGGUGAGAUCAUGAUAGUUGCAGUCGCCCACACGAAAUAAUAAGUUGUUUCCUCGUGACGCUUGCAGACUAGAGCCUGUUAGCAAAUAUGUGGUUGCAACAAGGUAUAGAAGGUCUGGAUGAUACGAUUUAUGCCUUGACAGUCCAAACAAUUAGGAUAAAUAGUUCAAAAUUAUAAUUAUAGAAAAAAUAUGGAAAAAUCCAAGAUGGCAGGACCUAAUCUCCCUUAAUUGUAAAUAUUUGCCUGAAUUAUUACAAAUAGCUAGGGACAAGACUUUGUGGUUUAAUUUUUAGUCAUUAUUUUAAAACAGGAGAUUUCCAUGUAAUGUUUUUAUACAUUGUCUUUAGUCAUAAAAUAGUGUAUUAUUCAACAAAUAUGAAACUAAAAUAUUUCUUAGUACUUAUUUUACGAAAAAAGUCUCUUUUUGACCGACACAUGAUGCACUUAUACAGUAAAAUCAUAAUUAAUAAGCAUGUCUAGAACAGAAAUACUCAGAAAAAUAAAUAUGCAGAUAUAUGUGUUUGAAAAAUGUGCCAAAUUCAUUAAUGUAAAAAUGUGUAAUUGAUAAGAGAUGCAUGAUGAAAGAAUGUAAUGUUAUU
Bacillus rossius redtenbacheri is the source of this 4881-nucleotide messenger RNA. RefSeq lists its product as uncharacterized. The transcript is spliced from 17 exons. Gene Ontology annotation, cellular component: plasma membrane. The coding region runs from base 1 to 2436 and encodes 811 amino acids. NCBI's taxonomy places the organism in Eukaryota, Metazoa, Arthropoda, Insecta, Phasmatodea, Bacillidae. The record is from RefSeq and is a predicted model, not a curated record.